Messenger RNA from Acanthosepion pharaonis, 2181 nucleotides. The record is from the annotation of a GenBank genome assembly. NCBI's taxonomy places the organism in Eukaryota, Metazoa, Mollusca, Cephalopoda, Sepiida, Sepiidae.
AUGAAGAAUUUGCUAGUUCCUCUUUUAUUCUUUCGAAACCUGUUUUCUUUUGUGCGUUCAUGUUUUCCUCUUCGGUACUUUUCUAAACUCUAUUUCUUAUUCUUUCUUCCUUUCUUCCUUCCUUCCUUUCUUCCCUCCUUCCUUCCUUCCUUCCUUUCUUCCCUCCUUCUUUUCUUCCUUUCUUACUUCCUUCUUCCUUUGCUCUUUCCUUCCUUCUUUCCUUCAUUUCUUCCCUCUUUCCUUGCUUCCUUUCUUCCUUCUUUCCUUCCUUUCGUCCUUUCUUUCUUCCCUCCUUUCUUCCUUCUUUCCUUCCUUUCUUCCAUCCUUUCUUCCCUCCUUCCUUCAUUUCUUUUUUCCUUCCUUUCUUCCUUCAUUCCUUUUUGCCUUCCGUCCUUGCUUCCUUUCUUCCUUCUUCCUUCUUCCGUCUUUCCUUCCUUUCUUCCCUCCUUCCUUCCUUUCUUCCCUCCUUUCUUCUUUCCUUCCUUCCUUCCUUCUUUCCUUUGUUGUCUCCUUUCUUCUUUUCUUCCUUCCUUUCUUCCUUUCCUCCUUCCUUCCUUUCUUUCCUCCUUUUUUCCUUCCUUCCUUCCUUCCUUCUUUCUUUCCUUCCUUUCUUCCCUCCUUUCUUCCUUUCUUCCUUCCUUCUUUCAUUCCUUCCUUUCUUCUUUCCUUUCUUCCCUCCUUCCUUCCUUUCUUCCCUCCUUUCUUCCUUCCUUUCUUCUUUCCUUCCUUUCUUCCUUCCUUCUUUCCUUCCUUUCUUCCUUCUUUCCUUUCUCCCCCCUUCCUUACUUUCUUCUUUCCUUCCUUCAUUUCUUCUUUCCUUUCUUCCUUCUUUCUUCCUUCCUUCUUUCCUUCCUUUCUUCCUUCUUUCCUUUCUUUCUCCCUUCCUUCCUUCUUUCCUUCCUUCCUUCCUUCUUUCCUUCUUCUUCCUUCCUUCUUUCCUUCCUUCCUCCUUUUCCUUCUUUCCUUUCUUCCUUCCUUUCUUUUCCUUCCUUCCUUUCUUCUUUUCUUCCUUCCUCCUUCCUUCUUUCUUCCCUCUUUUCUUCCUUCCUUUUUCUUCUUUCCUUUCUUCCUUCCUUCCUUUCCUUCCUUUCUUCCUUCUUUUCCUUUCUCCCCCUUCCUUCACUUUCUUCCUUUCUUUCUUCCUUCUUUCCUUCCUUUCUUCUUCUUUUCCUUUUCUUCCUUCUUUUCCUUCCUUCUUUUCCUUCCUUCCUUUCUUCUUCCUUUUCCUUCCUUCCUUUCUUCUUUCUUUUCUUCCCUCCUUCCUUCCUUCUUUCCUUUCUUUCCUCUUUCCUUCCUUCCUUCCUUUCUUCCUUCCUUCUUUCCUUCCUUUCUUCCUUCUUUCCUUUCUUCCCUCCUUCCUUCCUUUCUUUUUUCCUUCCUUUUUCUUUCUUUCCUUCCUUUCUUCUUUCCUUUCUUCCCUCCUUCCUUCCUUUCUUCCCUCCUUUCUUCCUUCCUUUCUUCCUUUCCUUCCUUUCUUCCUUCCUUCUUUCCUUCUUUUUCUUUCCUUCUUUUCUUUUCUUCCUUCCUUCUUUUCUACUUUCCUUCCUUCCUUUCUUCUUUCCUUUCUUCCCUCCUUCCUUCCUUCCUUUCUUCCCUCCUUCCCUCCUUCUUUCCUUUCUUCCAUCCUUCCUUAUUUUCUUCCUUCCUUCUUUCCUUCCUUUCUUCCUUCUUUUCUUUCUUCGCUCCUUCCCUCCUUUCUUCUUUCCUUCCUUCCUUUCUUCUUUCCUUUCUUCCCUCCUUCCUUCCUUCCUUUCUUCCCUCCUUCCCUCCCCUUUCCUUUCUUCCCUCCUUCCUUCCUUUCUUCCUUCCAUCUUUCCUUUCUUUCUUCCUUCUUUCCUUUCUUCCCUCUUUCCUUCCUUUCUUUUUUCCUUCCUUUCUUUCUUCCUCCCCCUUUCAAGAAACCAUUCCAUAUCUAUCUAUCUGAGGUUAUUACAUAUCUAUCUAUCUAUCUAUCUAUCUAUCUAUCUAUCUAUCUAUCUAUCUAUCUAUCUAUCUAUCUAUCUGAGGCUAUUCCAUAUCUAUCUAUCUAUCUAUAUUAGGCUAUUCCAUAUCUAUCUAUCUAUCUAUCUAUCUAUCUAUCUGAGGCUAUUCCAUAUCUAUCUAUCUAUCUAUCUAUCUGAGGCUAUUCCAUAUCUAUCUAUCUAUCUAUCUAUCUAUCUAUCUAUCUAUCUAUCUACCUGA